AUGAAAAAAAGCGACGAUAUCGACAUUGCGAAUAGAGUAGGAAAAAAUUCAAUUUCGUUUUUCGUUGCUGAAUUAAUGAAAAAUAAAGAAACAGCAACGGCAAAAGCAACAACAAAGGAGAACAAAGAUGAAGACGAUGAGAAGGGAAAGGAAAAAUUAUUGCAAUGUCAUGGUGUCACACAGCCGUCAUGUAUGCUACACAACGGGACACCUCAGAAAUCUUCACUCACUCAUACACACAUCAGGAUGUCUCUUGCAACUCAUUCUCUUAUAAUAAAAAUCAAAAGGAUCAAGGAAAUGGCAGCAGACAAAAUUGUGAAUGAAGAGAAGUCAUGUCAAGAACUCUACAUGAGGUCUGUGAGCCUCUUUCAACUUGUUACUAUUUCUUUUUCAGCUUGUUGA
Clunio marinus is the source of this 402-nucleotide messenger RNA. Lineage: Eukaryota; Metazoa; Arthropoda; Insecta; Diptera; Chironomidae. The record is from the annotation of a GenBank genome assembly.